GAGCUACACAGGACACUUUCCGGGUGCCCCGUGUACCAAUAUUUCAGGCCAAAAGUGCUAUUUGUCCUCACAAGAGGGACCGGGUCAAGUUGGAGGACACCGCGAACGGGCGGAGCGCGGCGGCGGUGCGGGAGCGGCGGGUUUGGGGCGGGGGGCCUGCGCGGGGAGCUCGGGGCCCGCCCCCGCCCCGCUGACAGCCGCCCUCCGGCCUCUGCGGCCGCGCCCCCUCCGCCGGACCGCGCGAGAGAGGGAGGGGGCCGGGAGGGGCGGCCAGGGGAGGACCGUGUGAAAAUGAGGCCGGGGCUCGGGGGCCGGGCGGGGCCGGGCCGGGGGUGUCAGAGCGCGGCGGGCAGGGCGCCCGCACACACCUCCCGGAGCCGCCGCCGCGCUCGCCGCCCGCGCUCCCCUGCCUGUGCCCGCAGCCGCCGCGCCUGCCAUGGGGGUCGCGGGCCGCGGCUGCCCUAGGGCUGCCCCGGCGCUGCUGCUGCCGCUGCUGCUGACGGCGGCCGUCCCGCCCGCCCGGGGCCGCGCCGCGGGGCCGCCGGAGGACGUGGACGAGUGUGCCCAGGGGCUAGAUGACUGCCACAUCAAUGCCCUGUGUGAGAACACACCCACCUCCUACAAGUGCGCCUGCAGGCCUGGCUACCAAGGGGAGGGCAGGCAGUGUGAGGAUAUUGAUGAAUGUGGAAAUGAGCUCAAUGGAGGCUGUGUCCAUGACUGUCUGAAUAUUCCUGGCAAUUAUCGCUGCAUUUGUUUCGAUGGCUUCAUGUUGGCUCAUGAUGGUCAUAAUUGUCUCGACGUGGACGAGUGCCUGGAGAACAAUGGUGGCUGCCAGCACACCUGCGUCAACGUCAUGGGGAGCUACGAGUGCCGCUGCAAGGAGGGCUUUUUCCUGAGUGACAACCAGCACACGUGCAUUCACCGCUCAGAAGAGGGUCUGAGCUGCAUGAAUAAGAAUCACGGCUGUAGUCACAUCUGCAAGGAGGCUCCGAAGGGCAGUGUUGCCUGCGAGUGCAGGCCAGGCUUUGAGCUGGCCAAGAACCAGAGAGACUGCAUCUUGACCUGUAACCAUGGAAACGGUGGAUGCCAGCACUCCUGUGAGGACACUGCUGAAGGCCCAGAGUGUAGCUGCCAUCCUCAGUACAAGAUGCACUUGGAUGGGAGGAGCUGCCUUGAGCGAGAGGACAUUGCCCUGGAGGUGACGGAGAGCAACGCCACAUCCGUGGCAGAUGGGGAUAAACGGGUGAAACGGCGGCUGCUCAUGGAAACAUGUGCUGUCAACAAUGGAGGCUGUGACCGCACCUGCAAGGAUACUUCGACAGGGGUUCAUUGCAGUUGUCCCGUCGGCUUCACACUCCAGAUGGAUGGAAAGACCUGUAAAGAUAUUGAUGAGUGCCAGACGCGCAAUGGAGGGUGUGAUCAUUUCUGCAGAAACACCGUGGGCAGUUUUGACUGCAGCUGCAAAAAGGGAUUUAAAUUAUUAACAGAUGAGAAGUCUUGCCAAGAUGUGGAUGAAUGCUCUCUGGAUAGGACCUGUGACCACAGCUGCAUCAACCACCUGGGCACCUUCACAUGUGCUUGCAAUGAAGGGUACACCCUCUAUGGCUUUACCCACUGCGGAGACACCAACGAGUGCAGCGUCAACAACGGAGGCUGUCAGCAGGUCUGUGUGAACACUGUGGGCAGCUAUGAAUGCCAGUGCCACUCUGGGUACAAGCUCCACUGGAAUAAAAAGGACUGUGUGGAAGUGAAGGGGGGCCUGCCCACUAGCCUGUCACCCCACGUGUCCCUGCAGUGCGGUAAGAGUGGUGGAGGAGACAGGUGCUUCCUCAGAUGUCACUCUGGCAUUCACCUCUCUCCAGGACUGCAAGAGGCCUAUUCUGUCACCUGCGGCUCUUCCUCUCCUCUCAGGAACAAACAGCAAAAAUCAAAUGACUCCGCUUUCGGGGAUGUCGCCACCGUCAGGACAAGUGUAACCUUUAAGCUAAAUGAAGGCAAAUGUAGUUUGAAAAAGGCUGAACUGUUUCCUGAGGGUCUGCGACCAGUCCUCCCAGAGAAGCACAGCUCAGUAAAAGAGAGCUUCCGCUACGCAAACCUUACAUGCAGCUCUGGCAAGCAAGUCCCAGGAGGCCCCGGCCGACCGAGCGCCCCUAAGGAAAUGUUUAUCACUGUUGAGUUUGAGCUUGAAACUAACCAAAAGGAGGUGACAGCGUCUUGUGAUCUCAGUUGCAUCGUAAAACGAACAGAGAAGCGGCUCCGGAAGGCUGUCCGCACGCUCCGGAAGGCUGCCCACAGGGGGCAGCUGCACCUCCAGCUCUCUGGCGUGAACCUCGAAGUGGCUCAGAAGUCUCCCCAAACAUCUGAACGCCAGAUAGAGUCCUGUGCAAUGGGCCAGGACCAUGGAGGAAACCAAUGUGUCAGUUGCAGGGCUGGGACAUAUUAUGACGGAGCACAGGAACGCUGUAUUUUAUGUCCAAAUGGAACCUUCCAAAACGAGGAAGGGCAAAUUAUAUGCGAACCAUGUCCAAGACCAGGAAGUCCUGGGACCCUGAAGACCCCAGAAGCUUGGAAUGUGUCUGAAUGUGGAGGUCUGUGCCAACCUGGUGAAUACUCUGCGGAUGGCUUCACACCCUGCCAGCCCUGUGCCCGGGGCACAUUCCAGCCUGAAGCCGGCCGCACUUCCUGCUUUCCCUGUGGAGGGGGCCUCCCCACCAAACACCCUGGAGCCACUUCCUUUCAGGACUGUGAAACCAGAGUUCAGUGUUCACCUGGACAUUUCUACAACACCACUACUCACCGAUGCAUUCGUUGCCCAGCAGGAACAUACCAGCCAGAAUUUGGAAAAAAUCAUUGUGUUUCCUGCCCAGGAAAUACCACGACUGACUUUGAUGGCUCCACAAACAUAACCCAGUGUAAAAACAGAAGAUGUGGAGGGGAGCUGGGUGAUUUCACCGGAUACAUCGAAUCCCCAAACUACCCAGGCAAUUACCCAGCCAACACAGAAUGCACCUGGACCAUCAAUCCACCCCCUAAGCGCCGCAUCUUGAUUGUGGUCCCUGAGAUCUUCCUGCCCAUAGAGGACGACUGUGGAGACUACCUGGUGAUGCGGAAAACCGCUUCAUCCAAUUCUGUGACAACAUAUGAAACCUGCCAGACCUAUGAACGCCCCAUCGCCUUCACCUCCAGAUCCAAGAGGCUGUGGAUUCAGUUUAAGUCCAAUGAGGGGAACAGCGCCAGAGGGUUCCAGGUCCCAUACGUGACGUACGAUGAGGACUACCAGGAGCUCAUUGAAGACAUAGUUCGAGAUGGCAGGCUUUAUGCAUCUGAGAACCAUCAGGAAAUACUUAAGGAUAAGAAACUGAUCAAGGCUCUGUUUGAUGUCCUGGCCCACCCCCAGAACUAUUUCAAGUACACAGCCCAGGAGUCCCGGGAAAUGUUUCCACGAUCCUUCAUCCGAUUACUCCGUUCCAAAGUGUCCAGGUUUUUGAGGCCUUACAAAUAAGUCUGCCCACGUGCCACUUGACACAGUGUUCGGCCUAUGGGCUGGCAGGACACAGCCAUAUGCUUCUGCAGCCAGCAUAGACGGAUAAUGCUGCCUCUAGUAGCAGUGACUGGUUAGAGUUCAAUUUUUAUAGAUAAUACAGAUAUUUUGGUAAAUUGAACUUGGUUUUUCUUUCCCAGCACUAUAGAUGUGGACAGAGAAUGGGUUUGAGUCUUACCUGCUUCUCAUUGGUGUGGGCAGCUGUCUUGGACACAUCAAGGGCUGGCUGAGCUGAAUUUCAGUCAGCUUAGGUGAGACUCAUCUGUCCUUCUCGGUCCUCACUCCUCCUUGAGGGGGCUGCCUUGUCUGAAACCUCAGCUUCUUCCAGCAUAGCCCUCCCUAAGGGAGCCCUCUUUACUCAGGUGUUGGCUCUGACCAGGCAGACCAGGAAAGGGGGAAGGAAGGGAAGGGGAGCCCUCCAGACACCGCUCACCUCCCCCCUGCCCAAGACAUGGAAGGACCCGGUUUUCUCCACAGCCUUCUCCAGUCUGUGUGACUUAAAUUUGAUCCCAGAAGCUUGGAUUCCAAGCAGUGAUCACCAAAAAAUACUUAAAGCAGAAAGAAUUAGAAAUAAAAAGGUAGAAACUCAGCACUUCCACAGACAUGUGGACCUGUCGAUGACCUUCCAUGUUGCCAGUUUCCAUCUCGUAGCAAAUGUUCUGUGCUUCUCUUAAAAUUGCAGCUGUGCCUUCAGGGCACUGCUCUUCUGGGCACCAAGGUAGGGCCUGGACAGUGCAGAUCCGACGUGAUCUCCUGAUGAAUGUGACUCCAUCCAUCAUGAAAAGGAGAUUCACACACCCUGAGUCAGUACCGCCAAGGGUCCUCCUUCCACCUGGGCUUCCCACCACGGGGCGGUGGAGGCCCAGGUGGGAGGUGGUAUGGCCCAGCCUGUCACGUUUGCCUUCCUUGCCCCGCUCCAAGCUCAGAGACCGGCUGGUCUCCGAGGGCAUGAGCCGCACGCUCAGGGUGGCCUCACUCCCUUAAUGGUCACACCACCGCCAGAAGCAGUUACGCUAAUCCCAGCCUCUGAGUACCACAGAAUCGUCUCACUUUCAGUCAACACAGUGGGACCUCACAAUCAUUUUCUCCCACAGGAAUCUGAUUUUUCAAUACUAUUGAAUUUUUAAAAACCAAACUCCACAGGCAAAAAUCUUAUUACAGUGAAUAAAAAAAUUCUAUCACACAAGCUGCCAUUUCCCUAAUGAAAGGGUUGCCUACAGGCAACCACAGUGUUUUAUUUCAGUAACAAACUAACUCCACACACAAUCAGUUCUCUACACCAAAGUACCAAAAAAAUGAUCAACAAAUAUUUCUGAAGAAAGUGAAGGUUAUUUCAUUAUUGAAUUAACUUUUUACCUCAGUGAUUUUUUUAACCUAUAAGCAAUAUUGAUUUUUUAAAAGCCCUUAACCAAAGUUUUUUAAUUUAUCUGAAUGGUCCUAAAUACCCUUUUCUAAGUCUCUCGUGAAAAACUUGAAUAUCUUCACUUUUAAAGGUAUCAUUAAUACAAGUCCUUGGAAUUUAUAAUGCUGGAACUUGGCCUACAUUUCUGAGUCUGACUAUAAGAUGAAAAUUCAGUGUAAUAUAACAUGAGUUAGUGACCUGACCGAUGGGGUGAGCUGAACUGCACCAUUCUGUCCAAGCAUGUUAGUAACUAUAUGCUCAGGACUGUCUGGUUCUGUACUGCUGAUUUCAUAAGAAGGCAGCUGAUGGCAGUACCUGGGGGUUGGAAGGAGGCUGCAUGAACCUGGUCUCUGUGAAACAUCCUCCAGGAGCUGGGCCAUGCACGAGCCACUGAGGCCCUCAUGCAGCUUCCUGUCUAUACCCGUCAACCACUCUGAGAGACUCUGUGGUCCUGUUGGAAGGCUGGUGGGCGGGGGCUACUCAUACUAUCUGCUAAAUCAAUAAAUAGUUAACUAAUAUCACCUCUUUGCCUUAGGGUUGCACAGUGACAAGACAGACAAGGUCUUGUCAUUUUAGAGCUUACCAUUUAGAAGGAGGAGACAAUGAACAAAUCAACAUGAAAAGUAUCAGCUUGUAGUAAGUGCUAUGUUAAAAAUUAAAAUAGGUUAAUAUAA
Molecule: messenger RNA, 5617 nt
Organism: Cervus elaphus (red deer)
Lineage: Eukaryota; Metazoa; Chordata; Mammalia; Artiodactyla; Cervidae
Gene: SCUBE2
Product: signal peptide, CUB domain and EGF like domain containing 2
Exons: 23
Coding region: 437-3502 (1021 amino acids)
Biological process (GO): signal transduction
Cellular component (GO): cell surface
Molecular function (GO): calcium ion binding
Source: RefSeq, a predicted model, not a curated record